AUGCAGCUGGAGAAAAAGCGUACGGCCCUUGUUGUUACAGACAUCCAGAAUGAAUUUUUAGUCGAAACUGGAAGCUAUUAUCCAAUGAUUGCGGACAAGUUGAAAGAGCUCAACGUCUUUGAUCAUAUCGAGGACCUAUUGAAGUGCGCGAAAGAAAACGAUUAUUAUGUUAUUCACUCGCCUCAUUACUAUUAUCCAUCUGAUCUUCAGUGGGUUGCUCCAAACAAUGCAAUUACAGACUACCUCGUAAAGCUCCCCGCAGGCUUUGUUGGUCGGAAAGACCCCGUCGAUUUGGAAGGCUUCCAUGGCUCAGGUGCCGACUACCCAGAGCGACUGAAGAAAUACCUUAUGGAUGGAAAGACAGCAAACACAUCUCCUCAUAAAGGCUUAUCGUGUCUUUCAAAUGAUUUGAUUAGGCAGCUGCGUAUGCGACGGAUUGAGAAGGUUAUCAUGGCAGGCCCUGUGGGAAAUCUGUGUCUGGAGAAUCAUAUGCGCGACAUUGUCGAGGCCGGCUUCGAGGUUGCGAUGGUACGUGAUGCCAUUGCCGCUGGUCAAAAUGAUGAGGGAGAUGCCUAUCAAGCUGCAAUGGUGAAUUUCCGUUUCAUUGCAAACGCGAUUUGGACUACAGAAGACACUGUUAAGCGAAUGAAGGCGGCGGCGGAGGCGGACAAGCAGUAA
Molecule: messenger RNA, 678 nt
Organism: Trichoderma atroviride IMI 206040
Lineage: Eukaryota; Fungi; Ascomycota; Sordariomycetes; Hypocreales; Hypocreaceae
Source: RefSeq, a predicted model, not a curated record